CGAUCGACAAUCCACCGCUCAUGACAAGAGUAAUCAGACAAGCCUUUUACUACCCCUACCAAGACCUCCUCGCCGGCCAGAAAAUACUCUGCUCACAGCCUCAGCUCGUCAAUGUAACCUUGAUACAACCAGGCGCUUUGAUAGAGGAAGCAGCAUCUGGUUACGACAUCAGUAUCGAUAAAGUGGGUGUGGGCAUCAGUUAUACCGAUCUAUCAGCUGCAAUGGUGGAAAUCGCGAUGGAAGGGAGAUUUGCAGAUAUUCCUGCUGUUGUGGUGACGAGUAAAGCUGGAUACGAUUUUGGAAGGUAUGCAGGAGUGAUAUUGCCGAAAGUUGUCAAGGGAUUGGCUGCGUCAUUUUUGCCUGGAUUUUGGAUGGUGAAUGAUUUGACGGCUAGAUUUUGGUCGUAGAUGCGCGGCGGAAAGAGCGAUUCGGCUUUUGAUGUGUAAUUGUUGAUGCAGUAUUUUUCUACGUAGAUUUUUUCAUUUGCUUGCACAAAGACAUGAUAGCUCC
Molecule: messenger RNA, 510 nt
Organism: Aureobasidium pullulans EXF-150
Lineage: Eukaryota; Fungi; Ascomycota; Dothideomycetes; Dothideales; Saccotheciaceae
Exons: 1
Coding region: 21-407 (128 amino acids)
Source: RefSeq, a predicted model, not a curated record